CACCAAGUAAAAACAAAAUAAUUUUAUUUUUACUUCGUCUUUGGGAGCUCCUUUCCUGUUUUAUCACGUAUAUAUGUCGAGAUAAAAUUAAAUAAACAAAAAAAAAUAUAAUACUUAUAUGUAAUUUUCACUACUCGCAAUAAACUCGGGGUUUAGAAAGAAAAAAACAACCAAGUAAUAAAAUAGAGAUGAAUAGAAAGAGAAAUGUAGCUUUUAUUAAGCCUGAGGAUCCAAACUUUUUGAAAGUUCUCAAAAAGCAGGUAGGUUACGAUGAUAGUAAUCACAAGUUCGAUAAAUUGGAGCAAGAUGAUUUUGUAGAUGAUGAAGAAAGUGAGUUGCCUCAAGUAGUGGUCCUCAAGGAAGGUGACCUGACUGCUGAAGAGGCUAACGAAGAGAAACUCAAAAUAGAAAAAGCAGAAUCUACAGAAAAAGCAGACCUUAGCCAAAAAGUUAUAUUCCAGUCUAAAACCAAGAAAACUUCAACAUCAAAGAAAAAUACAAGUAGUGAUAAGGAUAAAAGCAAAAACUUACAACUCCUAUCCUUUGGUGAUGAUGAAUCAGAAGAUGAAACUUGACUUAAAUUAAAAUAAAUAAUUUUAUUUA
This is a messenger RNA of Aricia agestis (brown argus), 603 nucleotides long. RefSeq lists its product as uncharacterized. The record is from RefSeq and is a predicted model, not a curated record. Lineage: Eukaryota; Metazoa; Arthropoda; Insecta; Lepidoptera; Lycaenidae. The coding region runs from base 189 to 575 and encodes 128 amino acids. The transcript has a single exon.